GGCAGAAGGUCGCGAGCCGCAGAAAUUUUUCAGAAGAGAGACCGACUAGCCUGAACACCCAAGUCCAACGAUCUUUCAGCUUUACGCGACUGGAAUAUAGACGAAUAUCUGUCUUGUUUUGACUAUGACGGACUCCGAACUUCCUGCUCGGCCUCGCGAGGCCGUCGACGAUGUCGAAGAUAGCUCCAGUGAAUCGAGUCCCAGCGAAUGUCUAGAUCUCACAAAGGACGAUGGAUGGGAGGAUGUUGAGCCUGAUGAAGAAGUCAAUCCUGUCGUUGACCUCUUUAGCGACAAGGUCUUUCCAGACACUCGGUCAAUGCUUCAACACUGCAAAGAAAAUUUCAACUUCGACCUUGUUAAGGUGCAGAAGCAGCUUGGCCUAGAUUUCCUUGGGACCAUAAAGCUCGUCAAUUAUAUCCGGUCGGAAGUCCAAUCGGGGAAUACCAAGCCGGAUGUAUCGUCCAGUGCCCCAUUUGAGGAUGACAAGUACCUUAAGCCAGUGCUGGAAGAUGACGCGCUUCUGUAUACUCUAGAGGAUAUAUCGGAUGGCGAUGAAGACCUUGGUCAACAGGCCGCGAAUCCUACCUCUAGAAUAAGGGAUCUUGAAGAAGAGCUCAGUCGCCUUCGGGAAGAGUUCGUUGAAUACAAGAAUAUGGUGCAGAGAUCGCUCAGCAAACAGCUUGGGAGCGAAGUCGAAAACGGCUCGCAGAUCCCUCCGAACCAGAAUCAAAACGAGCACGUUACCGAGACAAGGAGAUAUAAGGAUGCAGAAGCUGGGUACUUCACUUCUUAUGCCUAUAACACGAUACAUGAAUCGAUGUUAAAGGAUACUGUUCGAACUGAUUCUUACCGCGAUUUCAUUUACGAUAAUAAAAGUAUCUUUAAGGAUAAAGUCGUACUGGAUGUGGGCUGCGGAUCUGGGAUCUUGUCUAUGUUCUGUGCAAAGGCCGGAGCAAAGAUGGUUAUAGCCGUUGACAAUUCAGAUAUCAUCGACAAAGCACGCCAAAUCGUGUAUGAGAAUGGAUUCGGCGACGUGAUCAAGUGUAUCCGGGGUAAAAUUGAGGAAGUAGUCUUGCCUGUAAAGCAAGUUGACGUUAUAGUCUCGGAGUGGAUGGGAUACUGUCUCCUAUUUGAGGCGAUGCUCGACUCAGUGCUCUUUGCCCGAGAUCGCUAUCUCGCACCUGGAGGACUAAUGGUGCCUUCACAUGCGACACUUCGGAUAGCACCCAUUGCAGAUUCCGAUUUCAUUGAUGAGCAUAUAUCAUUCUGGAAUUCAGUUUAUGGAUUCAAGAUGUCAGGCAUGCUUGAGAACGUCUAUGAUGAGGUUCUCAUCCAAACAAUCAGCCCUUCUGCAAUGGUUGCAGAUUCUGCUUUAUUUUUGUCUCUCCCUUUGCACACUAUUACAGUUGAAGAGCUCACGUUUGUCAAAGAGUUCAAAGUUGCUAUAACAAAAGAUGCCGACACCUUGGAUGGUUGGCUUGUUUGGUUUGACAUGUUUUUCAUGCCUUCUUGUGAAAGCAAGCUUGCAGAUAAUGCCACUCCAGGCGAGAUGAAGAAGUCGGGCUAUGUGGCCUUUACAACUGGCCCUGAUGGAAAAGAAACCCAUUGGCAGCAAGGGGUGUUUUUGAUAAACCGUGGAAAACACCAAGAGCGUCCAUUGAAAAAAGGUCAAGUGAUUAAGGGAAAAAUUGGAUACAAAAAGAAGGAAGAACAGUCGCGGUUAUUGGAUAUCGACAUCGAAUGGGCAGUUGAUGAAGAGCCUCCGGUUCACCAGGAAUGGGCAUUGCAGUGAGCUUGCCAGGUCCCAAGCAUUCGAAAUUUUCGCUUUUGAUGCGAUAUGGGAAAUGAUUCAACAUGUUCAGCAUAAAGGUGAUGGUCAAAUAGAUAUACAAAAUCGCUGUUAUAGAAUACAAAAGUAUGGGUUAUCCCUUUCGAUCAUAUCACUGACCAACUGCACAAUUUUGUUGCUCACACAUCCAUAUAGGGGGCGGGUAGCUCCCAAUGUCAGUAUGUCACCGUCUCACUCUACUCUUAUCCUUCUCAUGGUGGCUUGAGCGCCUAUCAUUGCGAUGAUCUGAAUCAUGCCCUGGAUUUGGACGAUCCGUUUCCCUGUGAGACCUAUGGGGGCGGCGUUUUCUCUUAUGUUUCUGCUCAUCAACUGGAUCCUCAUCCAAUUUAAAAUCCUCCAGGCUGUCAUACGAGCGAGAUCUUCGGCGACGACGUCGCCUCGAUUCCUUAUCCGCCCGUUUCAAAGCUUUAAGUUCCUUCUUUCUUUCCUCUUCCCAUUCCUUUCGUUCUUUCUCAACAUCACGGAGCUGGCGGACGCCCAUUUUCAUCGCUGCCAAAGGGUCAUUUGCGUCUAUUCUCAUCUUCUCGCGUUCCCGCCUGCCGGGGUCCUCAUUACCCCAGACAUCCUUGGCAGGAAUGUCUUGUGUCCGCGUGGCAAGGUCCAGCUGUGAGGUAGAAUACCAUGGGGCUUCCAUCCCCUGCUUGUAUCCCGCAGCAUUUGAAAAGCGCAUUGUAUACUGAUCCUCGUACUCUCGCUUGGCCUUAGCUGCUUCUGCCUCGGCCUCGUCGUUCUUUCCAGGCCGCUCAUCGGCUUUGCGCGGAAAUAAACUGAUAUGUCCAGAAGAAUCAACGAGCGGUGCGUUACUCAUCGGCUUGCGCGAGGUAAUUUCGCGACUCGACCCAGCUCUCAGAAGCACAUCUUCCCUAGCGAGCCGAAUGUCUCGGUCGGUAUCAUCUUCUCCUGCUAGACGCCGCCGCUUGCGGUGUCUAACUUCGGUAGGUGCCUUUGUGGCCGCGAUAUCUCGGGAAAAAUCCUGUUGUGAUAGAGGAGAGGUCGGGCGCUGGUUGCGCAGGAAAUCAAUUCGCCUUUCGGCAACAACUUCUUGCUCGCGCCUCUCAUUCUCUUCCUCUCGAUCUUUGGCCAGCGCCUCAUCCCGCCGAACCCUUGCGAUAUUUUCUCUGUUGUAGACAUUCCAUGAUUUCUUUCCGAGUAAGUGCCUUAUUAUACUAGUCAGCAAGAGUCGUAACCUCUAAAUGCGG
This is a messenger RNA of Coccidioides immitis RS, 3048 nucleotides long. Its product is annotated as S-adenosylmethionine-dependent methyltransferase superfamily domain-containing protein. NCBI's taxonomy places the organism in Eukaryota, Fungi, Ascomycota, Eurotiomycetes, Onygenales, Onygenaceae. Gene Ontology annotation, biological process: peptidyl-arginine methylation. The coding region runs from base 125 to 1792 and encodes 555 amino acids. Gene Ontology annotation, cellular component: nucleus. The record is from RefSeq and is a predicted model, not a curated record. The transcript has 4 exons. Gene Ontology annotation, molecular function: protein-arginine N-methyltransferase activity.